GGACCAUAUAAUAAAACACAAAGAAAACCUUGGAAAGUUACUCCAAUCUGAUAAGUGCUAACUAACCCUUGUUCUGUUCUAUUAUAUUGUGUCUCUAUACCUGAAAUAGAGGAAGCAAUAACAUCCACACAGCAAAAAAUGGGAAACACCGUAGGGAAGGACAAGGAGGUUGUGAAGGGUGUAGACUUGGAGAGGUACAUGGGUCGAUGGUACGAAAUAGCUUCUUUCCCUUCAUUCUUUCAGCCCAAAAAUGGAGAGAACACAAGAGCCACAUACACUCUAAACAGUGAUGGGACUGUUCAUGUUCUCAAUGAGACUUGGAAUAAUGGUAAAAGAACCUCUAUAGAAGGAAGUGCUUAUAAGGCUGACCCCAAAAGUGAUGAAGCUAAGCUCAAGGUCAAAUUCUAUGUUCCUCCAUUCUUGCCAAUUAUUCCUGCUGUUGGAGAUUACUGGAUUUUGUACCUUGAUGAAGAUUAUCAAUAUGCUCUCAUUGGCGGGCCUACCAAUAAAUUUCUUUGGAUACUAUCCAGGCAACCCCAUUUGGAUGAAACAAUCUACAACCAGCUUGUUGAGAAAGCUAAGGAAGAAGGCUAUGAUGUGAGUAAAUUGCACAAGACUCCACAGAGUGAUCCUCCACCUGAGUAAGAUGAAGGUCCUCAAGACACAAAUGCCUGUUUGGGAAAUAAAUAAAUAAAUAGUUAUGGUCAUGACAUGAACAAUAUUAUGUAAUCAGGCUGAAGAAGUGUUAAUUUCAAGUCAUAAAUAAUAUGGAUCAAUUUAGUUUGGAUAUAUUUGUAAAUUGUAAUGCGUGUAUUGGUUUGUUCUGUAAACAAACUAUAGAUAAGUUGGUAUUUGAUACUCAAAUUGUGUAAGGAGUUGUUAACUUAUUGUUGGUGAGAAUCAAUGUUUGAUAUUCUACUCCAAA
This is a messenger RNA of Medicago truncatula (barrel medic), 925 nucleotides long. Its product is annotated as temperature-induced lipocalin-1. The transcript is spliced from 2 exons. The record is from RefSeq and is a predicted model, not a curated record. Gene Ontology annotation, cellular component: cytoplasm. Gene Ontology annotation, biological process: lipid metabolic process; response to reactive oxygen species. NCBI's taxonomy places the organism in Eukaryota, Viridiplantae, Streptophyta, Magnoliopsida, Fabales, Fabaceae. Bases 139 to 645 code for a protein of 168 amino acids.